This is a messenger RNA of Ostertagia ostertagi, 2541 nucleotides long. Lineage: Eukaryota; Metazoa; Nematoda; Chromadorea; Rhabditida; Trichostrongylidae. The record is from the annotation of a GenBank genome assembly.
AUGGGUCCAAUGAGGUCGGGACGAGUUGAUGAGACUGGUUAUGAAAUCAAGAAGCGGCAACCCCAGAAACCUACUGGAAUUCUCACGGGCCGUAAUCACUUUUAUGUUACCAAAAAAACUUCCAUUUCUUCUACGAUGAAGCGCAUUGAAGAAAUGCUACACAACAAGGAGAAUGAGAUCUAUAUUCAUGGGCUGGGUUCGUCGCUUAAUCGAGCAAUGGUACUUGCACUUGAAGUGCAAAAAGUUUUCUUUGAUGGUAUAUCUCUUAAUUUAACAACUUCCACUGUUAAUGUGACCGACGACUUGUUUCCACUGAGCGACGAGUUCGAGAUGGGUAUACGUAACCGACCUCUUUCUGCUAUACAAAUCUAUAUUUGCCGCGUAAAAGUGACUGCUCGCGAAUUUGGGGGAACUCGAUCUUUCGGAACUGGCAAGAGAGCAGCAAGGAUAGCUAUUGUCGGAAGUGGUCCAGCAGGAUUGUUCUCUUGUGGUUCAUUGCUGCGGCGCUUGCCGGACAGCAAAUUCGAUGUAUUUGAUGCAGCUCCUGUUCCCUAUGGCCUUGUGCGGUAUGGUGUUGCACCUGAUCAUCAGGAGAUGAAAAAUUGUACAAACAUUUUUGAUCGCAUGUUUGAGUCCCAUCGCGAUCGUCUUUCAUUGUUUUGUAAUGUUAGGAUAGGAUCCGACGUUACUGUAGAAGAGUUAACAAAACAUUAUGACGCUAUCUUGCUUGCUUACGGUGCUCAUCGUCCGCGUCACUUAGAUAUUCCUGGAUCAGGGUCGACGAAUGUAAUUUCGGGAUCAGAUUUUGUCUCCUGGUACAAUGGAGUCCCUAAUGCUAAGACACCUCUUCUGGAUGAUCCCAAUGUGGUGAUAAUCGGAAACGGCAAUGUCGCACUUGACUGCGCUAGAAUACUUUCUACCGUGAAAUUGCUUGGAGCAACCGAUAUACCAUCAGAUGUUCUCGCUGUGCUUGAGUCUUCAAAAGUGACGAAUAUCAAGAUUGUCGGACGAAGAGGUCCAGAGAAUGUAUCCUUUACAAUCAAAGAACUACGCGAGCAAUUCAAGGUGCCUGAAUGGAACACCACUGUGGAAAUGGAUGAGGAACAGGUUAGAAGUUUAAAAGAGGCGGUGCCAAAAAUGGAAAGGCGCAAGAAAAGACUUAUGAAGGUACUUCUUGAUGGAGUGGGAUCUCCGCAAGGUGAGAGGCAGUGUCGAUUUCUGAGUUUUAGAAUCCCGGAAGAAAUCAUACCCAAUGAAAAUGGCCGGAUCUCCGCUGUGAGGUUCCUAAAUAAACGCACAGGAAGCAAUGAAGAAUUACCAUGUGGUCUUCUCAUAUACAGUAUAGGGUACCAGACAGUUGUACUAGAUGGACUGCCAAAAAAUGAGAAGGGUAUGAUAGCUAUGAAAGAUGGUAGUAGAGUGGAUAUGCCAUGCGGUGCUUUUGUUUAUGCGGCUGGAUGGUGCGCUCAUGGACCGCGAGGUGUUAUUGUUGACACACAGCAGGAAGCUAUUGCCGUUGCUGACCAUAUUGCCGAAGAUAUCAUAGCCAGGGAGGAUAUCUCCGGUACCCUUGGUGGAGUGCAAUCAAUUCUGGACGCCAGGAAUAUUAACUACUUGACGUUUGAUGAGUGGAAAAAGAUAGACGAAGCAGAAGUGAAGAAAGGAGCCGAAAAGGGAAAAGUCCGAGAAAAGUUGACAAAGUUCAAUGGUUUUCUUCGCAAACAUUCUCAAGUAGAGAACUUGUAUCAGCGACAUUCAAGGAGUGAACCGAUGGCGUCGCUUGAAUCAAAGCUAUUGGAUGGCAAGAGUGCAGGCUACUGUAGUAGCUCAGACGAGGAAGAAGGUAGUUGGUCAGUGGCUAAGGAUGACGAUCAGCAUCAAGCUAAUGUGAUGCGAAAAAUGGGUCCCAGUACUAACACCGGUGCGAAAGGAGUACUAAACGAGUACGCAGCUUUUCAACAACAGGCUACAAGAGCGCGUGAAGCCAAAGAUAGAGAAGUGCUGAGACAAGCGCGUAAAGGGAUGCUGCAAGGAUCAAAACUGGAACGAGAAGAGGCCCAAAAAAGCGAUCGUGAUGGAGAAGAAAGUCUGGAAAGUAUUCGCGAACGACGUCUCGCGGAAAUGCGAAAAGCAGCUGCGGGAAGGAUUUUGGAGAUUGUCAACAAGGAUCAGUUCACAAAAGCUAUCGAUACUUGUGAAAAUCUGUUGUGCGUGCUGAUAUAUGAGCCAGAUGAUGAAAUGUGCGACAAAAUGACUCACGUCUGUAAGGUUCUGGCUGCUGAUUUUCCUCGCGUAAGAUUUAUGCGAGCCAGAAGCACACUGCUUGAAAUGAGCAAAGCUUUUACAGAACAAGCACUACCAACCUUACAAAUAUACUCGAAUGGUGAUCUGGUUGGUAAUUUCAUAAAAGUACAUUCUAUGAUAGGAGGAGAACUCGAUGUCACUUCUGUGAGAAAGUUCCUCAGAAGACAACAUAUCGACUUGGUGUAUGGUAACUACAGAACCGACUCGGAGUGCUCUACUGACGAGGAUAUUGACUGA